This is a messenger RNA of Habropoda laboriosa, 1213 nucleotides long. RefSeq names its product lipoma HMGIC fusion partner-like 3 protein (gene Lhfpl). Gene Ontology annotation, biological process: sensory perception of sound. Lineage: Eukaryota; Metazoa; Arthropoda; Insecta; Hymenoptera; Apidae. The coding region runs from base 326 to 1213 and encodes 295 amino acids. The record is from RefSeq and is a predicted model, not a curated record. The transcript is spliced from 7 exons. Gene Ontology annotation, cellular component: plasma membrane.
CGCAUACUAUAGAAGAAUACUAAAUGAAGAUUCUUUGAGAGAAUAAAAUUUAGUGAACUGAAGUGGUGAAGUUUAGUGAUUGUGAAACGAGUAGAUGUCUUUGGAAGUGUCUUGAGCGGAAUCUGGCGAAGGAACGAGGUGAAGAUCGUUGCAAGACGCGUGGGCUACACCUUGUUGGGGCCGAUCGGUGAACGUUCCGAUGUAAAUGUCACGGGCGGCAUUGGCUACGAUCGAACGUGAGAAUACUUGGAGCUGAAAGAGACGCUGCGGAAUCGGUGAUGAGGAAACGUUGAGGACGGCUAAUUUGUAAAGGAAGAAUAACAACAUGGGCUCGAAGAUAGAGUACGUGGAAUCCUCCCAUAUGUACGCGACGAAUUACAUUCGUAAUUCGAAGGCGAUCGGCGUCCUCUGGGGUAUUUUCACCAUAUGCUAUGCUAUAAUCGGUGUCGUGGCCUUUAUCACGCCAGAAUGGUUAGGCGACUUGGAACAUGAGAAUCCAGGAAGAUUUGGUCUCUGGACUAGAUGUAGCUACGGUGGAAAUGGUGAAUUGGGCGAAGAAUGUAUCGGUAGACUAGACGAUCUAUCAACAAUCGCCAACAUUCCCUUCAGAGCGAGCACCAUUCUAGUCGGCAUCGCGGUUAUAAUCGCUCUGUUGACUAUUUGCGCGAUGCUUUUGUUCUUCUUCUGCCAGAGUACAACUGUCUUCUAUUUGUGCGCCUGGAUGCAAGUAGUCUCAGCGAUAUCCAUGGCUAUCGGAGUUUGCAUUUAUCCUCUGGGCUGGGAUUCACCGUUAAUUCGAGCUGUCUGCGGCGCAGCCGCAUCUAGAUACAAUCCAGGCGCAUGCGCCGUUAGAUGGGCGAUACCGUUAGCAGCGAUCGCCGCUUUGGACGCCGCUACACUGGCUGCACUCGCUUUUAUUUUGGCGUCCAGGCACGUCAGACUUCAACCAGAGCCAUUCAACAAUGGUUCUCUAUACAAAGGCGAAGUAAAUCCAGGAUACGUGAACGAAGCGCAGAGCGUUGCUGGUUCGCGAAAAUCGUUGUCCUUGCGACCGGUUCUCUUGGUGGCUCCUCCGGAACAAGAUCGCUACAGUGAGCUCUCCAGAGCGAAAUCCCAUUCACAUCACAGCCUCUACACACCAGCUCCUUCACAUCCAGCCCAUACGAUAUCGACAAACACGUUGAAUCAUUCUCAGCACAAUUUCCAAUUGUAG